Anopheles funestus (African malaria mosquito) is the source of this 667-nucleotide messenger RNA. RefSeq lists its product as uncharacterized. Lineage: Eukaryota; Metazoa; Arthropoda; Insecta; Diptera; Culicidae. The record is from RefSeq and is a predicted model, not a curated record. The transcript has 2 exons. The coding region runs from base 38 to 667 and encodes 209 amino acids.
UCAUUUCCACAACAAAAAUCGUAGCUCAAGCAGGAAUAUGGAAAGAAACGAGUUACCAAUUUCUUCCUCGAUCAAAUCAGUGCAAUUUCGUCAAAAGUUAACGCCUAAAAUGUGGAAGCGUGACGAGGUGCUGUUGUUGCUCGACAUCUACGAAGCUACAUUUCUUCAAUCAAAUAACGAAAGUGAUGACGAGCUGUGGAACACGGUUUCGCUAAAGCUGAGCGAAAUUGAAAUCCAUGCGUCUCCAGCUCACUGUAAAAGUAAAUGGAAUUUAUUGCACAAGGCGUAUCUUGCUAACCCUGACGGCCAAGGUACCUUCUUCAAGAAAGUGAAGCAAAUUAUAGAAGCUUUUGCUAAAAUAGAAGAAAUUGACGAAACAACAGGAAAAGAAGCGUUUAAGGAAGAAAGACUUGAAACUGUUAGCGAGGAAGAAGUCGAACCCACACAAAUAAAUUCCACGUCUAUUACAGUGGAAAGAGUCACAGAAUCGCCGAACAUAGCUGAACCAGACGGCAUCAACACAAUACUCGAAACAUUAUGUAGGAAGAUCGAUGUCCUUACUGAGGCACAGUACAGACAAGAAGCACGAUUAGAGGAGGUUUAUCAAAUGCAAAGAGCUAAUCAAGAUCAUUUAUUGGACAUAAAAAAACAUCUAAAGAUAAUUUAA